Molecule: messenger RNA, 1425 nt
Organism: Closterium sp. NIES-65
Lineage: Eukaryota; Viridiplantae; Streptophyta; Zygnematophyceae; Desmidiales; Closteriaceae
Source: the annotation of a GenBank genome assembly
AUGCGACACUACCGCUGGGCUCUACUCGCCAUACCCCUCGCUCCCACUCUGAUCCUCUCGGCUCCGCGCGCCCACGCCGUUAUGGCUUCCGCCUCCGGUCCGUCACCGUCAACGUCAGCGGUUGCUGAUCCGUCAAAGUUCGGCUACCGGUCGACGGCGGAAGAUGUGACGGCGGGCGUCGAUUUGAGCGGCAAAGUGGCAAUCGUAAUGGCACUCGCGAAUUCCCCUUCCCGCGCGAACCUCGUCCUCGUGCCAAUGUUCUCCCCACGCGCGCAUGUCGCCCCUCUCUCUUUCCGCCGCGCUAAUUUCUUCUUCCUCCCCCUCUCCCGACACCCUUCUGGCGCGAAUUUCCUCCCCCCAGGCGGCAGCAGCGGCAUCGGCACGGAGACGGCGCGGGUGCUGGCGCUGCGAGGCGCGUCCGUGGUGCUCGCGGUGCGGAACACGGAGGCGGGGGAGGCCGCCAAAGCCGCCAUCAUCAAGGACAUCGAGGGGCGGAGCGCAGCGGCGGCGGGGGUUCCGGCGGCGGUGCGCGAGCGCGUGAGCGUGAUGCCGCUGGAUUUGGCGUCGCUCAAGUCGGUGCGCGCGUUCGCCGCGGAUUACUUGCGCCCUAACCGCCCGCUGCACCUGCUCAUGUACGCGCGGAGAUGGAAGUGCAACAAUGCGGGCGUGAUGAUAUGCCCGUUCAUGCUCACUGCGGACGGCCAUGAGAACCAGUUCGGCACCAAUCACGUGGGUGAGUGCAGGGAGGCAACCACGUGGGUGAGUGCAGGGGAACAGCAACCACGUGGGCUGAUCGCACCACACCUCCACUGCCUCCCUCUCCCCCUUUCUUCCGUCCCCUCCGCCCCCCCUCCCCCCCUCUUCCCUUCCAUCCCCUUCCCCCCUUCCUCCGCACACAUCCCCCACCCAAUUGCAUCGCACGUCGUACCCCCUUUAGGCCACUUCCUACUGACCAACCUGCUGCUGCCGAAGCUCAAGGAAACCGCCAAGCAGGAGGGCGCAGAGGCGCGCAUCGUGAUCGUGUCCUCCGCCGCCUACCAGUUCCCGUACCCGGGUGGCAUCCGUUUUGAUGCCAUCAUGCUAAGGAGGGGUAUGACUGUGAUUGCUCUGUACCCAGGGGAGGAGGGUGCAGGAGUGACAGUGAAUGCAUUGCACCCGGGGGUGAUUGACACCAACCCCUCACGCCACAUAGUGCCGCCAGGGACCAUCUGGCACACCCUCGGACGUAUGGUGUUCCAGCCUGGUGUUCCAGUGGGUGCAGCCACGUCAUGCUUCCUUGCAGCGCACCCCUCAGUGGCGGGUGCGAGUGGGGGCUACUACGCAGACUCGCGGGCAGCAGAGGGCAAGGCCACAGCGCUGAGCAAGGACAUGGAGCUGGCUGGGAAGCUGUGGGAGCUCAGUGAGCAGGUGGCCAGCAAGCAGUGA